This is a messenger RNA of Microdochium trichocladiopsis, 933 nucleotides long. RefSeq names its product putative deacetylase LmbE-like domain-containing protein. Gene Ontology annotation, biological process: GPI anchor biosynthetic process. Gene Ontology annotation, molecular function: N-acetylglucosaminylphosphatidylinositol deacetylase activity. The coding region runs from base 1 to 933 and encodes 310 amino acids. Lineage: Eukaryota; Fungi; Ascomycota; Sordariomycetes; Xylariales; Microdochiaceae. The transcript has 2 exons. The record is from RefSeq and is a predicted model, not a curated record. Gene Ontology annotation, cellular component: endoplasmic reticulum.
AUGCUGGUCGUCGUCCUGCUCAGCGUCCUCACAGUAGGGCUUCCCUUGCUCUACACAUAUAUCGCGACCUCCUAUGUCAAGAGCGUCUUCCCCGUCCUGCGCAACAAGAGGAUAUGCCUGCUCAUCGCCCACCCCGAUGACGAGGCCAUGUUCUUCGCGCCGACAGUCCUCGCCCUGACUCGGCCGGAGACGGGCAACCACGUCAAGAUCCUCUGUCUCAGCACUGGCGACGCCGACGGGCUGGGCGAGACACGCAAGAAGGAGCUUGUUAAGAGCGGCCUGCUUCUCGGCCUGCGGGACGAGAGCGACGUCUUUGUCAUUGACGACCCAAACAACUUCCCGGAUUCAAUGACAACUACCUGGAACGCCGACGCCAUCGCAACACUACUCCAGUCCAUCUUCGUUCCGUCCCUCUCCUCCGACUCCCCGAGCACCGAGACCACAGCGACAGUUGAUGUGAUACUUACCUUCGACAAGGGGGGCGUGUCCUCCCACCCAAACCACAUCUCACUGUACCACGGCGCCCGAGCCUUCGUCGCCUCUCUCACAGCGGGACAUCAGUCCGCGGGGAGCAGCAGUGGCACCACCGCCUCCCCCGUCGAUGUAUACACCCUGACUUCCGUCCCGAUGCUUCGCAAAUAUGCCAGCUUUUUGGAUAUCUUUUACACUCUAGCGUCUGCUGCAUCGCCCAGGACCGACAAGGAUGGCAAGCCGCGGACGUUGAUAAGCGCGAGUUCUUUGUGGUCCUCGGGGAAUAGCCGCAUCGGCAGCAGUGAAGCUCAUGCUGCGGACCCGCCAUCGUACGGCACGGCGAGAAACGCCAUGACGCAAGCGCACAAGUCGCAGAUGGUGUGGUUCCGCUGGGGCUGGAUCGGUCUGAGCCGGUACAUGGUGGUGAACGAUCUGAAGCUGGAGACUAUUGCGCGGCGGUGA